GCCUUGCCACAGAAAAAUAAAAGAAAAAUAAUAGAAAAAUAAUGUAUCCCACUUAAACCUCAUUUAUACCCCCUCACCCUUUUUCUCUCUUCCGUCCCCUCUACUUCCCUCCAAUCAUCCAACCAAGAAUGGAUUCAGAAAUAUUUCCAUGUUUUCUUUGCACUUCAACUUCCAAAACACAAAAAACAAAUGAUAAAAUUGGAGAAAAUGAAACAAAUAUAUCUUCAAACACUUUGAGAAACUUAUCAAAGAUGGUUCUUCCCCCUUUGGGUGUUUCUGGUUAUAACCACAAUGAUGUUCCCUCUAAAGCUUGGAUCCUUUCUCCUAUUGAUUCUAAGUACAGAUGUUGGGAGACGGUGAUGGUUGGGUUAGUAGCAUACUCAGCAUGGGUUUACCCGUUUGAAGUUGCAUUUAUGAAAUCAUACCCAAAAAGAGAGCUUUUUAUUGCUGACAACAUCGCCAACGUCUUUUUCGCCAUUGAUAUUAUUUUGACAUUCUUUGUUGCCUAUUUUGAUUCUAGAACUCAACUUCUUGUUUAUAACUCCAAAAAGAUUGCUAAAAGGUAUAUAUCAACAUGGUUGAUAAUGGAUGUGGCAUCAACAAUACCAUAUGAAGCAUUAGGUUUGAUGUUUACUGGGAAAUACAAAGUCGGACUUUCUUAUUCACUUUUAGGAUUGUUUCGUUUCUGGCGACUCCGACGAGUCAAACAAUUCUUCACAAGGCUUGAGAAAGAUAUCAGGUUCAGCUACUUUUGGGUCAGAUGUGCAAGGCUUCUCUUUGUGACGUUGUUUCUAGUGCAUUGCGCGGGAUGUCUAUACUACUUGCUAGCAGACCGAUACCCACACGAAGGGAAGACAUGGAUAGGAGCAAUGAAUCCAAACUUCAGGGAAACAAGCCUUUGGGUUCGUUACAUUUCUGCCAUUUAUUGGUCAAUCACCACUAUGACAACUGUUGGUUAUGGUGACUUGCAUGCCAAUAACACUAUUGAAAUGAUAUUCAUCAUCUUUUAUAUGCUCUUUAACUUAAGCCUCACUGCCUAUCUCAUUGGUAAUAUGACCAAUUUAGUCGUUGAAGGAACUCGUCGUACCAUGGAAUUCAGAAGUAGCAUUGAAGCAGCGUCUAACUUCGUAAGUAGAAACCGCUUACCAACAAGGUUGAAGGAGCAAAUACUAGGUUAUAUGUGCUUGAGAUUCAAGGCUGAAAAUUUGAAUCAAUUCCAACUCAUUGAGCAAUUACCAAACUCCAUCUAUAAGAGCAUUUGCCAACAUUUAUUUCUACCAACUGUUGAAAAUGUCUAUUUAUUUCGCGCUGUCACAAGGAAAACUCUCUUACUACUGGUAUCAAGAACAAAGGCAGAAUACUUACCUCCAAGAGAAGACAUAAUAAUGCAGAACGAAGCAGCAGAUGACAUAUACAUAAUAGUUUCUGGGGAAGUGGAAAAGAUAGAUUAUGAAAGUGAUCAGAAAGAGAUUAUUGUUGGAAAUUUGCAAGCCGGAGACAUGUUUGGAGAGGUUGCUGCUAUCUGUUCUACUCCACAAGCCUUCACUUUUCGCACAAAAACACUUGCACAACUUCUCAGAUUAAAAACUUGUAAUCUUAUUGAAGCAAUCAAGAUCCAUCAAGAAGAUAAUAUUGUCAUGGUUAACAACUUUCUUCAGCAUAAUAGGAAGCUUAACAUACUGAGCGUGGGAGAAUGGUUGAUUGAGAAUGCAGAACGCGAUGGUGAACUAGUCAAAGCAUUGAUUUUAAUGAAUGUUGCUGCUGCUGGUAAUAGCAUUUUUCUUGACAAGCUUCUCAAUGCAAACUUUGAUCCAAAUGUUUGCGACUCACGAGGAAGAACACCAUUGCACGAAGCCGCUUCAAGAGGACAUGAAGAAUGUGUUGUAGUGCUUCUAAACCAUGGAUGCAAUGUACUGUUACAAGAUGUAAAUGGAAACACUGCUUUAUGGGAUUCUAUAACUGCUAAACACUACAAGAUUUUCCAAAUGCUACACAAUUAUGCUACUAUUUAUGAUCCACAUGUAGCAGGCGAUCUUCUAACCACAGCCAUACAAAGAAACGAGAUUGAAAUGAUCAAGGAUAUGUUACAAUCUGGGUUGAACCCGGAUUCAAAAAAUCUUCAUGGAUUAAGAGCUCUCCAGGUUGCCUUAGCAACUAAUCAUCUUGAGGUAGCACAGCUACUAAUAGCCCAUGGUGCAAAAACUAGUCAUCUUAAUGGUCAUACUUUUUCGUCCAUUUUCGCCGCUGGUGAUCAAUACUUGUUACAAGCAAAUAAGAUGCUAAAAAUAUUUCCUGGGAAUAAACAAGUAAGCGUACCAAAUUGGAAGAAUGAGCAAUUUUGUGCAAGGAUAAAUUUAUAUAAGGGACAUCCAAUUUUAAGCAAGGCAUUUCAUAAGAAUGCAACUGGAAGACUUAUUAUGUUGCCUAGUUCAUUCCAGGAACUCAAAAGAAUUGCAGGCUUGAAGUUUGAAGUUGAUGCAGAUAACAUCACAAUUGUUAAUGAAGAAGGGGCAGAGAUUGAUUCCCUUCAAGUGAUUAGAGACAACGAUAAAUUAUAUGUAGUUGAAAUAAAAUGAUAUCAAUCUCUGAUUUAAUCGUAUACUAGACUUGUGUCCUGCCAAAUAUAAGUAUUUCUAAUUCAAAGGUUUGUGGCAAUUUGUCGCAAAGAUAUUA
Spinacia oleracea (spinach) is the source of this 2673-nucleotide messenger RNA. Its product is annotated as potassium channel AKT2/3. NCBI's taxonomy places the organism in Eukaryota, Viridiplantae, Streptophyta, Magnoliopsida, Caryophyllales, Amaranthaceae. Gene Ontology annotation, molecular function: voltage-gated potassium channel activity; protein binding. The transcript is spliced from 11 exons. Gene Ontology annotation, cellular component: membrane. The coding region runs from base 129 to 2576 and encodes 815 amino acids. Gene Ontology annotation, biological process: potassium ion transport; transmembrane transport. The record is from RefSeq and is a predicted model, not a curated record.